AGCAGUUCUGUUAAGGCUGAGAAAAUGGAAUUAAUUAAAAUAUUUUUGAUUCUUGUGAAUAUUAUAACCUACAAAACAUCAGCGUUUCCAGCGUUGAGCUUUGACGAAUCACGGUCUUUAUUUGCAGUCGAACCAAAUGAAUCAGCAGGAAAAUCGUUGAAAGAAUGGUCAAAAGGUGAUAUGAAAGGAAAUGCAGAAGAACAAGGACCAUACCUUGAAGGAGACAUUAUCAUAUCUGAUGCUAGGAAUGGUGUUAAGCUUCCAGGACAACGUUGGACAAAAGGAAUUAUUCCUUACGAAAUUGAUGCAUAUUUAACAAACGAACAGAAAAACAUGUUAAGCAACGCCAUUGAUGAAAUCAAGUCCAAAACCUGCAUAAAAUUAAUUCCAAGAGGUGGAGAAAAGGACUACGUUGUCUUCAAAAAUGACGAUUCAGGAUGUUGGAGUAGCGUUGGUAAAACUGGUGGAAGACAAGUCAUUAAUUUACAAGCUCCAUGCUUAAGAGUUGUCGGAACAGCAAUUCAUGAAAUCAUGCAUGCCAUUGGAUUCUAUCAUGAACAAAACAGAGGGGAUCGUGAUAAGUAUGUGACCAUCAGAAAAGACAACAUCCAGAAUGACAAAUACAUCAAUUUUGAAAAACUAUCGCCUGAUGAAGAAGAUAACUUAAAUACAAAAUACGACUACACAAGUGUCUUGCAUUAUUCACCAUAUUCAUUCUCAAAGAAUGGUCAGCCAACAAUCGAAACUAAAGGAAAUCCUAGCACCACUGAUCAAAUGGGACAACGAGAAGGAUUAAGUUCAAGCGAUGUCUUAAAAAUCAAUAAAAUGUACAAUUGUAGCAAGUGAUCUACUGGCUGAUAUUCUGAAGAUUGUUAAGUUGCUUAAAUUAAAGUUUGGGAACUGAGCAUGUAUCUGAAAUUAAUGAUAUCCUAAUAAAGAAUUUCUAAAAUGAA
Chironomus riparius is the source of this 953-nucleotide messenger RNA. The record is from the annotation of a GenBank genome assembly. Lineage: Eukaryota; Metazoa; Arthropoda; Insecta; Diptera; Chironomidae.